Molecule: messenger RNA, 418 nt
Organism: Oryzias latipes (Japanese medaka)
Lineage: Eukaryota; Metazoa; Chordata; Actinopteri; Beloniformes; Adrianichthyidae
Product: histone H2B 1/2
Cellular component (GO): nucleosome
Molecular function (GO): structural constituent of chromatin; protein heterodimerization activity; DNA binding
Source: RefSeq, a predicted model, not a curated record
GUUGCGUCAGUCAUCUGAUUCAAAAUGCCCGAACCCGCCAAGUCUGCGCCCAAGAAAGGCUCCAAGAAAGCCGUGACCAAGACGGCCGGCAAAGGAGGAAAGAAGAAGAGGAAGACCAGGAAGGAGAGCUACGCCAUCUACGUCUACAAGGUUCUGAAGCAGGUCCAUCCUGACACCGGCAUCUCCUCCAAGGCCAUGAGCAUCAUGAACUCCUUCGUGAACGACAUCUUUGAGCGCAUCGCCUCCGAAGCCUCUCGUCUAGCUCACUACAACAAGCGCUCCACCAUCACCUCCAGGGAGAUCCAGACUGCUGUGCGCCUCCUACUGCCCGGCGAGCUGGCUAAGCACGCCGUGUCCGAGGGCACCAAGGCCGUUACCAAGUACACGAGCUCCAAGUAAACUCCUACUGCCACGAAAA